Coccidioides posadasii C735 delta SOWgp is the source of this 2197-nucleotide messenger RNA. The record is from RefSeq and is a predicted model, not a curated record. NCBI's taxonomy places the organism in Eukaryota, Fungi, Ascomycota, Eurotiomycetes, Onygenales, Onygenaceae.
GACCGACCAACCCCCCAUGCGGGGUUUUGGAUUUGACCAAUGCCUCCGCAGCAGGGUCCCUCGAUGCCGCGGGACGUGAAGGCGCUACAGAGGCAUGGCGAGUCACAGUAUCGCUGGAAAAACUAUAAAAAUGCACUCGAGGCUUUCUCAAAGGCCCUUGCGCUGGGACGAGGAGACUCAGUUGCUUUACUCAAUGGGAAAGCUGCCGCACAUUGUGCUCUCGGUGACCUGAAAGCUGGUUUGAGAGAUGGAAAACAAAUGAUCCGAAUCGACAAGUCCGACCCGCGGGUAUUUCCAAGCUCUCUGGCGUAGUACUAUCUAUUCGUGUCUUAUAAGCUCCUAGGGCUACCUUCGAACCGCGAAGAUCCUGCAGCUGAUGCAAAAAUUCGAGGAGGCUCACAAGCUUUAUUUCUAUUCUCUUCGCAUGAUAGAUGAACACGCUCCUGAACGUAAGCAAAUUGAAGCUCUGAUGCUGAAGACCAAGAAACGCAUUAUCCCUCCAAAGCGAGUGGAUCCCUUAACCGUUCUAGCUCCCGAACUGGUGUCAAUGAUAUUGGAACAUUUAGAUUUGCAGUCCACAUUACGAUUCAUACAAGUCUCAAAGCUUUGGCUCAAGCUGGGCAGUGGCCUCUCGAGGCAGUGGAAAAAUCUCAACCUUACCGUCGCCAAAAGACCGGUCAGUCUCUCCGCAGUGCGAGCCUUUGUGUGCAGAACCAACGGCGGCGUGAAAGAAGCAAGCCUUGCCCGCAUAAAUCCCACCGUCAUACCAAAGGUCCUUGAGCUCUUGUCUCGCUGCCCGGACCUAAACUACCUUAAAGUGACUGCGGAGCAAAAGAUCGACUCUCUCCCUGUCGUCAAUUUGAAAAAUCUCAAAACCUUGAUCGUGCUCAAAUGCACGCUUCCAAGGGACAAAUUUUGGGAUAUAAUGUCGUCUUGCCCGCGCCUCGAGCGAGUGGAAGCAUUCGUCGACGUAUCCUCCGACACUCCUGACUCUCUGCCGCAACUUUCAAAUUUGCGUUGUUUGAGGAUCCUUUUCAGCCACCCUCCGGGAUACCUCGUCACAGGAAACAUUCUUUUUCAGCAUCCCGAACUUAAAGAAGUGAUGCCAAAUCUUGAAGAGCUCCAUUUCGAAGGAGCCCCUUCCUCUCCUUGGGCGCAAGCUAUCUCUCUAUCAGAUUAUUCCAGCCUGAAGAAAUUCACGUACAUGAGGAUAUAUUUGCAUGGACUUCUUGUCUUGCCAGUCACGCUGGAGUACUUGCGUCUCGAACAUUGCACAUUCGCCCCUCCACUGCAGGGGAACCCAGUUGGUCAAUUUUCCCGUCUGAAGAGCGCCAUAUUCCAGUUCUGCUAUCCCCUGAGUCCUGACAUGCUAGAGUCCCUCCUAGUCAACAACGAGAGGACUCUAACUCACCUAACCAUCUCAUGGUGUUCGGACCUUGCGCAAGAGCACCUAGAACCUUUGAUCACCAGAGGCCUCUUCAGGUCAAUCACCCAUCUGGAUAUUUCAGGAGUCAUAGGCGUCAACGACGCCAUCACACCAUUAAUCAUCAACAACAUGCCCAACUUGAAAGUCCUUAAUCUCUCAGCAACCAGAAUCUCCGGGCUUACCAUCAAGCAACUCGUCGACGCAGAGACGCCGAAAAUUGAGAAAAUAGUCGUCGACACUGUGAGCAGGGAUGCGAUACAGUAUGGCCUCAGUCGAAAUAUACAGGUUUCACAACUGCCGUAGUGAAGGAGAAUACAACACUAUAUCCCUCGAAUAUAUAUGACUAUAUGUGCAGGGGAACGCUGCCCCCCUGGUGUGCUUCCUAGGACGAGUUCACCUUGUGGGAAGAAUACGAAGAUAACAUACCCGACAACUCUGACCAACAUGUUUUAAUGUCGAGACACGUGCUGGAUGUGAGUAAAGAUUUUUGCGGACUCAGCCCAGAAGCGAUACACCCCACUCUGAACUUCCUCUCGCAUAACUUUUUCCGCGUGAGGGGAGGGAACUGGCGGCGUUUAGGCUCCCGCAUCUCGGAGUGAAGCUUUUAACCCUUGGUGGAACAGUUUAAAACGAUAGCCAGCCAUACCAGGCUUAAGAGGACGGGAAAAGCAUCUGAAAAAAACAAAAAGGACCAUAAGGAUGCCCAACUAUAUUUCGACUCGUUAAAACAGCUAGGAUCUAGCUAACACAGACAAAUGAAAUUCGUGACAC